This is a messenger RNA of Saccostrea cuccullata (small rock oyster), 2301 nucleotides long. RefSeq names its product nuclear transcription factor Y subunit gamma-like. Gene Ontology annotation, cellular component: nucleus; CCAAT-binding factor complex. The record is from RefSeq and is a predicted model, not a curated record. Bases 265 to 1359 code for a protein of 364 amino acids. The transcript has 10 exons. Gene Ontology annotation, biological process: regulation of transcription by RNA polymerase II. Gene Ontology annotation, molecular function: protein heterodimerization activity; RNA polymerase II cis-regulatory region sequence-specific DNA binding; DNA-binding transcription activator activity, RNA polymerase II-specific. Lineage: Eukaryota; Metazoa; Mollusca; Bivalvia; Ostreida; Ostreidae.
CUACCGGAAACUGUGUGCUCCGUUUAUGUAUGUGACGCAUGCGCACUACUUCUCCAAUCAGAAUCCGCCAUUUUUCUCUUCCCAUAAAGAAGGAAACAAAACAAUAUUUAUGUUUUCUAUUCUAAUCCUCUGAAAAAUAAUAUAAAACUUUUGUUAAUAAGUGCCAGUUAUUCUCAAAAGUCAUCUUUUUAAUCCCAUUUCCAGUGUUCGCGCACCUGUAUUUGGACUAGAUAGUUCUUCACUCUCAUUGGUGGGUUUUGAGGAAUGUCUGAUCCUAACUACACCCCAGGUGGAUCCUCUCCCUCAGGGGGAGUUACUAUCAGUGGGGAGGCAAACAUGAUGCUCCAGCAAUUCUGGCCCAAGACAAUCAGCAACAUUAGAGGUCUUAAGCAGGAUGAUUUUAAGCAACAAGAGUUACCCUUGGCCAGAAUUAAGAAAAUAAUGAAACUUGAUGAGGAUGUGAAGAUGAUCAGUGCAGAAGCACCAGUGUUAUUUGCCAAGGCUGCUGAAAUCUUUAUAAGUGAGCUGUCUCUCAGAGCCUGGAUCCACACAGAGGACAACAAGAGGAGAACGCUACAGAGAAAUGAUAUUGCCAUGGCCAUUACCAAAUUCGACCAGUUUGAUUUCCUCAUUGACAUAGUACCAAGAGAUGAACUCAAACCUGCAAAGAGACAGGAUGACAGUACAAGAAGUACCUCAAUGCUGCCAGAUCAGAUACAGUAUUAUCUUCAACUUGCCAGUCAACAGGCUCAGCAACAGCAGCAGCAGCAACAACAACAGCAACAGCAGCAGCAACCAGUCCAGCAGACAGCCACACCGCAACAAACAGUGCAACAGACACAACCUGUCCAGACACAAAUCACACAACAGCAACCCCAAGCAACACAGAUUCAACUGCCUGGAGGUCAGAUUAUUCAGCAGCCCUUCCAGAUCCAUCAGCCUGUGUCUGCUCCAAAUCCAGUGGUAGCACAGCCUCAGGUGAUACAAAUCCAAGCUCCUCAUCAACAAAUACAGACAAGCCAAGCUCAAGUGCAACAAGUUCAAAUUCAGCAACCCCAACAACAGACACAAGUGUAUCAACAGGUCAUCACACCCAACGGAGUCCAAAACGUCCCUAUUCAGCUGACACCAGCCCAGUUACAAGCCAUUCAGAUGCAGCUACAAGGAAAGCAGGGAAAUCAGCCCAUCAUCAUCCAGUCCUCAGAGCAGCCAGCUGUCCAGACGAUACAGACAGUCACACAGGCAGACCAGUCCCAGUUUGGACAGGGUGUUUAUCAGAUACAACAGUUACCAAAUGGACAGCAAGUGUAUAUACAACAGACGGAGGGCGACCACACAGAUGGACAGGACGGAUCCUAGCACUGGACAAAUACAGGAUUACUGUUUUAAAGGAUCUCCUGGUCUACUCAAGCAAAGACUGAGUUUCAUAUCUAAUCUACAUAUUUUAUAACUCCAGAUCUAAUCUGGUGUUUUUUAACUAAUGUGUGAAAGGUUGUUAGAUACACAAGGGCAAGCUUGACAAAUGUGUGUUCAUUAUUUUAUGGGAACCUUUCACAGUCAUUUUAGUGCUGCAUUUUCAACAAUAUGCAUUUUAGUUGCAUUUGUGCAGUCUUUCAAUGAAUAUUUCUUGAUAAAAGUUAAUUUCGUGUUUAAGUGGUUGAGAUUGUUUUAAGCUGUUUAAAGCUUUUCUUAAACAUGUCCUUGAUUACAUGAGUAAGACCAUAUACUAUGGUCCUUUGUUAUUGGUAUACUGGUACACAGUCAAAAUGUAAAGCUGAUAUUUUCCAAGUGUCACUAAAGAAAAGUCUGUUCAUUCAUUUUGAAAAAGAAAAACUCAUUAAUGAUUGUUUUUAAUCAUGUUUAAAUUUAAUGUAUGUGUUCCUUGUAUGUUGAGAAGUUAUACAAAGUUAUUGGCUCAGGUAGAUCAUUUGAUAGGUUGCAUUGUCCUAUUUAGGAUUACCGAAAUACAUUGUAGAUCCUGCAUUGUAAAUUGUAGAUCCUACAUUAAAUACAUUGUAGAUGUCAUGGAAAAUGCAAUUUUCAAUGAGUCAUUUGUAAAGUCAGCCAGUUAAUCCAUUUUUUCAUUUCUGCUGAGAAUUUUUUUUAUGCAUUUGUUUGAUGUGAACUAUAUAUAUUAUAAUUUUAGAUUUUACAAAUUACAAUAUUCAAUAUAUUCUAACUUCUAAGUUUGAAAUAGAAGUUUGAAAAUGUUUUGCAGCAAAAUGACCCCCUCACUCUCUCAUAAGCCCAUAAGAUUAUUUAUUGUAUUAAAUUAAUGUUAAUAAAGACCGUUGCAGAAGA